AAUGCAGGCUACGCCGAGAUUAUCAAUGCAGAGAAAUCUGAAUUCAAUGAGGAUCAAGCCGCCUGUGGGAAGCUGUGCAUCCGGAGAUGUGAAUUUGGGGCUGAAGAAGAGUGGCUGACCCUGUGCCCAGAGGAGUUCCUGACAGGCCAUUACUGGGCACUGUUCGAUGGGCACGGCGGUCCUGCAGCAGCCAUCUUGGCUGCCAACACCCUGCACUCCUGCUUGCGCCGGCAGCUGGAGGCCGUGGUAGAGGGCUUGGUGGCCACUCAGCCCCCCAUGCACCUCAAUGGCCGCUGCAUCUGCCCCAGUGACCCUCAGUUUGUGGAGGAAAAGGGCAUCAGGGCAGAAGACUUGGUGAUCGGGGCAUUGGAGAGUGCCUUUCAGGAAUGUGACGAGGUGAUCGGGCGGGAGCUGGAGGCCUCAGGCCAGGUGGGCGGCUGCACAGCCCUGGUGGCUGUGUCACUGCAGGGAAAGCUGUACGUGGCCAAUGCUGGGGAUAGCAGGGCCAUCUUGGUGCGAAGAGAUGAGAUACGGCCACUGAGCUUCGAGUUCACCCCAGAGACUGAGCGGCAGCGGAUCCAGCAGCUGGCCUUUGUCUACCCUGAGCUUCUGGCUGGCGAGUUCACCCGACUGGAGUUCCCUCGGCGGCUGAAGGGGGAUGACUUGGGACAGAAGGUUUUGUUCAGGGAUCACCACAUGAGUGGUUGGAGCUACAAACGUGUGGAGAAAUCGGAUCUCAAGUACCCACUGAUCCAUGGACAGGGUAGGCAGGCUCGGUUACUAGGAACACUGGCUGUCUCCCGGGGGCUGGGAGACCAUCAGCUCAGAGUCCUAGACACGAACAUCCAGCUCAAGCCCUUCUUGCUCUCUGUCCCACAGGUGACUGUGCUGGAUGUGGGCCAGCUGGAGCUACAGGAGGAUGAUGUGGUUGUCAUGGCGACUGAUGGACUCUGGGAUGUCCUGUCCAACGAGCAGGUGGCAUGGCUGGUGCGGAGCUUCCUCCCUGGGAACCAAGAGGACCCACACAGGUACUGUAGCUGCUGGGGACCUGCCUGGGCCUGGGUUGGUGCCAGCAGCAAGCCCAAGUAGUUAUGGCUGAGAAGAUAGCACUGACAAUGAGCUGGCAGCUGGCCAGGAUCAGGGCUGUCUCAAGCUUCUUGGAGGAGGAGGGGAGACUAGGGUUCCAAAAAUCCCUGGAUAU
Messenger RNA from Mandrillus leucophaeus (drill), 1201 nucleotides. It is a transcript of the gene PPM1M, whose product is annotated as protein phosphatase, Mg2+/Mn2+ dependent, 1M. The record is from RefSeq and is a predicted model, not a curated record. Gene Ontology annotation, biological process: protein dephosphorylation. Gene Ontology annotation, molecular function: protein serine/threonine phosphatase activity. Lineage: Eukaryota; Metazoa; Chordata; Mammalia; Primates; Cercopithecidae. The coding region runs from base 277 to 1089 and encodes 270 amino acids. The transcript has 9 exons.